This is a messenger RNA of Oncorhynchus gorbuscha (pink salmon), 6912 nucleotides long. RefSeq names its product polyamine-transporting ATPase 13A3-like. The coding region runs from base 313 to 4068 and encodes 1251 amino acids. The transcript is spliced from 33 exons. Gene Ontology annotation, cellular component: late endosome membrane. Gene Ontology annotation, molecular function: ATPase-coupled monoatomic cation transmembrane transporter activity; ATP binding; ATP hydrolysis activity. Gene Ontology annotation, biological process: intracellular calcium ion homeostasis; polyamine transmembrane transport. The record is from RefSeq and is a predicted model, not a curated record. NCBI's taxonomy places the organism in Eukaryota, Metazoa, Chordata, Actinopteri, Salmoniformes, Salmonidae.
AUAGGAAAGAAUAAGAUAAUGAGAGAAAAUAGGCGUACGCAAAAUGUGUCCUCACAUCCUGUUUUUCACUUCCUCCUCAAUGGUCGUGAAUGAACCAGUUUCGGACGGUCUGUAUGCGCAUGGAAUAUACCACAGCACAUUGUCAAUAUUGCACACGCACCCUUUCUGUGGACACUUUUACAGGCCACAUAAAUUGUAGAAGACAUUUGUGCGCGGUGAAAUUCUGAAUCCGUAUUUUUCCCACAAUAUGAGUGAUUUCUGAUAGCAAGAGGCCAGAGGGUUCUGUGGGACCUUUUAAACACUUCUGACAGGAUGGAGAAGAAAGACGUGAAGAUCAUCAACCAGGGCCUGGAGGACGAGAUGGAGGUGUGGGGUUACCGGCCGUGCCCCUGGAAGAUGGUUCUGGUGGCCGUUGGGGCGGUGUGCACCGGGGGGCUGCUGUUUCUGGUGCUCUACUGGCUGCCUGAGUGGGGAGUGAGAGGGACCUGCACACGGACCCCCUUCAUCAGGGAGUCCCAGACACUGCUGCUAAGAUCCACGGACGAGUUUAGGAGAUGGUUCCGGGCCAAGGUACAUGUGAUGCUAGCCCCUGGAAAGAGACCCUUUGACGGUGUCGAUCUCCUAAGCCCUCUGCACAUACCUAAUGGGGACAGUAUACACUCCUUCAGUGCCCUCCAAGAUGAACUUCAGGGAAAAUACAUCCAUAUCCAGCCAGUUCAGGUUUGCUACUUCACCCACCACAGCACAAAAUACUACUGGAAUGAUCUGCUUCAGAAUUUUGAAGUGUUUAAAGGUUUGGAGGAUGUCAGGGUGACUUGUUCCAGCAUCCACACUGACCACAGCUCUGGUCUCAGCAAACUACUUCAGGACUACAGGAGACUGUUCUUUGAAGUGAAUGAGAUAGCAGUUAAGGUGCCAUCUGUGUUCAAGCUACUCAUAAAAGAGGUCCUGAAUCCGUUCUACAUAUUCCAGCUCUUCAGCGUGAUUCUGUGGAGCAUUGAACAGUAUUACUACUACGCCGCUGCCAUAGUCUUCAUGUCUGUCAUAUCCAUCGCUACCUCGCUGUACACCGUCAAGAAGCAAUACAUCAUGCUGCAUGACAUGGUGGCGACACACAGUAUUGUACGUGUCUCAGUGUGCAGAGGGACUCUAGAUGUCGAGGAGGCCAUGUCCACAGAGCUGGUCCCCGGUGAUGUCAUCGUCAUCCCGUCCAAUGGAAUGAUCAUGCCCUGUGACGCCGUGCUGGUUCAUGGAAACUGCAUCGUCAACGAGAGCAUGCUGACAGGUGAGAGUGUGCCUGUCACCAAGACCAGCCUACCCAGCUCAGGAGAAGAUGGGGCUGGCGUCUAUAGCAUAGAGGAACACAAGAGACACACGCUGUUCUGUGGCACUCACAUCAUUCAGACCCGCUUCUACACCGGGGAACUGGUCAAGGCUGUGGUGGUCAGGACUGGUUUCAGCACAGAGAAGGGCCAGCUGGUGCGCUCCAUCCUGUACCCCAAGCCCACUGACUUCAAGCUGUACAGAGAUGCCUAUCUCUUCCUGCUCUGUCUGGUGGGAGUGGCCGGCAUUGGCUUCAUCUACACCAUCGUCCUCAGCAUCAUAAACCAGGUUCCAGCCAAAACCAUAGUGGUUGAAUCUCUGGACAUUAUCACCAUCACGGUGCCCCCGGCGCUGCCUGCAGCCAUGACAGCUGGCAUCGUCUAUGCCCAGCGCCGGCUGAAACGUGUGGGUAUCUUCUGCAUCAGCCCCCAGAGGAUCAACAUCUGUGGCCAACUCAACCUCGUCUGCUUCGACAAGACUGGUACUCUCACUGAAGAUGGUUUGGACCUUUGGGGGAUCCAGAGAGUUGAAAAUGGCAGUUUCUCUCCCCCAGAGGAUGACCCAGCCAAUGAGACACUAGUCAGGUCCUCGUUUGUGUCUUGCAUGGCCACCUGCCACUCUCUGACCAAGCUAGAGGGAGAGCUCUCCGGAGACCCAAUGGACCUGAAGAUGUUCAACGCUACAGGCUGGAUUCUAGAGGAGCCAACAGAGGAAGAAACAGCCCUCCACAAUCCCAUAAUGCCCACCGUGGUGCGGCCACCCAAACAGGUGCUCCCAGAGGUCAACCAGGAAGUCAAUCUAGCACAGAACAUGGAGCUGUCUGAGCUGACGUUGUCCUAUGAGAUUGGGAUCGUCCGCCAGUUUCCUUUCUCGUCGGCUCUACAGAGGAUGAGUGUGGUGGUCCGGAAGCUGGGGGAGAAGCGCAUGGACGCCUACCUCAAGGGGGCGCCAGAGGUUGUGGCCAGCCUCUGCGCAGAGGACACAAUACCAGAGAGCUUCACAGAGACCUUGGAGUUUUACACCAGGCAGGGGUUCAGAGUCAUAGCCUUGGCCCAUCGCCAGCUGGAGGCCAAACUCUCCUGGCACAAGGUCCAGAACCUCAACAGAGAUCUCAUAGAGACCAAUAUGGAGUUCCUUGGGCUCAUAAUCAUGCAAAACAAGCUAAAGGAAGAGACUUCUGGGGUUUUAAAAGACCUGCGAUGUGCAAACAUCCGUACUGUGAUGGUUACAGGCGAUAAUAUGCUAACCGCGAUAUCAGUAGCCAGAGACUGUGGGAUGAUAACCCCUCAUGAGAGGGUCAUCGUAGCAGACGCCACACCUCCCAAAGACAUCCAGCCUGCUACGAUCAAUUGGCACUACACAGAGAACCACGCCACCAGCAAAGACAACCGUGUUGAGUCAGUGGAAAUCAGCCUUGACGAUGUGGGCCAUGAGGCUUAUGGUGAGCAGCACAAGCAGGGCUACCACUUUGCCAUGAGUGGCAGAUCCUUUGCUGUCAUCACCGAACACUUCCCUGACCUAGUCCAAAAGCUGGCACUGCAUGCCACAAUUUUCGCCCGCAUGGCUCCUGACCAGAAGACUCAGCUGGUAGAGGUCCUACAGAGUGUGGACUAUACUGUAGGGAUGUGUGGUGAUGGUGCCAAUGACUGUGGCGCCCUAAAGAGAGCUCACAGUGGGAUCUCUCUGUCAGAGCUGGAGGCCUCGGUCGCCUCCCCCUUCACCUCCUCCACCGCCAACAUCUCCUGUGUGCCCAACCUCAUUAGAGAGGGGAGAGCUGCUCUCAUCACCUCCUUCUGUGUGUUCAAGUUCAUGGCCCUGUACAGCAUCAUCCAGUACCUCAGUGUCACGCUCCUCUACUCUAUCCUCAGCAACCUGGGAGACUUCCAGUUCCUCUUCAUUGACGUUGCUAUCAUUCUGAUCAUUGCCUUCACAAUGAGUCUGAACCCGGCGUGGAAGGUUCUGGUGGCGCAGCGCCCCCCGUCCAGUCUAAUCUCAGGCCCUCUGCUGUUCUCCGUGCUGACCCAGAUCCUCACCUGUCUGGCCUUCCAGAUCCUGGCCUUCCUCUGGGUCCGGGGCCAGAACUGGUACGAGAAAUGGACGCCCCUCUCAGAUGCCUGUAAUGUUUCCAGUACCAAUCUCACCCAUGGUCCAAACAUAACGUCACAUGUCGACCACAAGAACAUCAGGAACUAUGAGAACACUACACUCUUCUACGUCUCCUCCUUCCAGUACCUGGCAGUGGCCAUCAUCUUCUCCAAGGGAAAACCUUUCAGACAGCCAAGCUAUAAAAACUGGCCGUUCAUGCUUUCCUGUAUGGCUCUGUACAUAUUCCUCUUCAUGAUCAUGCUGUAUCCUGUUCCUGCCAUCGACAAUUUCCUGGAGAUUGUGUGUGUUCCCCAUGAAUGGCGCAUAACAGUGGUCAUCAUUGUCCUAGUGAACGCUGCUGUGUCUUUCCUAUUGGAGACUUUGGUCCUUGACAUCAUCUUAUGGAAGCUGGUGUUCAGUCGAGACAAGCAGGGGGGCAGCGAUGGCAUGGCCGUCACCUCCGCUACUCUCACACCUCAGUCUGCUAAUGAGCGUUGGUGCACGGCGUUCCUCUCCUGGCUGUUCUGUCGGAAGGGGAAGACCCCCAGAGUGCGCUACAUGCAAGUCGCCCAGGAGCUGCAGGAGGACCCCGACUGGCCCCCCAAACCUGCUACCGUCACCUACACCACCAGCACCCCCCUCCACACUGUCAGCAUGUGACACAAAAAAAUAUAUUUAACCAGGCAUGUCAGUUAAUUAAAAAAAUCUUAUUUACAAUGACUGCCUACCCCGGCCACACCCUCCCCUAACCCGGACGACGCUGGGCCAAUUGUGCGCCGCCCUAUGGUACUCCUUAUCAUGGCCAGUUGUGAUACAGUCUGGGAUCGAACCAGGGUCUCCAGUGAUGCCACUAGCACUGAGAUGCAGUGUCUUAGACCACUGUGCAACUCGGGAGGCAUACAGUACCCAGUCUAGGACCUUCCAUUCCCCGGACCAGGUUUAUUACCAGUAUCAAGUAUAGAACCUUCCUUUGCCUGGACAAGUAGGGCUGUGAUGAUACCAGUAUAGCAAUAUUAUUUCCAUGGCAAAAAUGAAAACAUGAAGCAGACCAAACUCUUAGGUAUUUUAAAAACCUGCUGUAAGUCAAAUAUUUUCUGCAAUAGGCAGGUUGGUUGUUGAGUAACAAAACGGACGCGUGCGUAACUAUGAGGAAAAACUGAUGGGUUGGCUUAGAUUGUUGACAUGUCAACUAUAUUUAUUCUCCAAUGUUUAUUGAAAACCAAAAUCCAUUUGCACAAUGAGCACUUGUCUCUCAAAUACAUUGUAACAGUUGUUAGCUAGCUAGCGAAUUUCAGCCAUAUUAGCAUUGACAUGAAAUCAGUCAAAACACCUCAAAACAAGACAUGGUAUCAAGAAGAUGAAACUAAGUGAAAUGAGUCACUUACAGACUUCUGCCCCAUUUGAUGUGUGUGCAUCGUUUUCGUGACAUUGUCAGCUAACCCAUCUAUAGCUAGGAAAAUCAAUAAAUGUGACUUCAACAUAAGGGCUGUUUUCCUAAAGAAGUUAAAUCUGCUUCGUUUUUCCUAUCCAAGAUAAUACCAAGUAUCGCAAUACUGAUAUCGUCCCGUGCCUAGUUUAGAACCAAUAUCGAGUCUAGAACCUUCCAUUGCCUGGACAACUGACCUGGUUUAUAAUCAAUAUCGAGUCUAGAGCCUUCCAUUGCCUGGACAACUGACCUGGUUUAUAACCAAUAUCGUGUCUAGAACCUUCCAUUGCCUGGACAACUGACUGGUUUAUAACCAAUAUCGUGUCUAGAACCUUCCAUUGCCUGGACAACUGACUAGUUUAUUACCAAUAUCGAGUCUAGAACCUUCCAUUGCCUGGACAACUGACUGGUUUAUAACCAAUAUCGAGUCUAGAACCUUCCAUUGCCUGGACAACUAGCCCCAUAUCCAGGACUAAACAAAAAGAAUCAUGUGAAAUCACAUCAUGAGCUUGCAAUCAGACUGUGAUCCUGUCAACUUCUUGACCAUAACUAGACCUUAACUGCUCCGUCCUUACCCAUAACCCACAAACCACACAUAGAACCCCAGCAAUAUGACUACUGACAGGUUGGCCCAUACUGGGCAUUUAUCACCUUCUUUUUGCUAUUAGUUUAGCCUUGGUGUCGAGGCCCAGAGAUUAUGUCUUUCCAAUACAGGGCUUGCCUUGCACUCACCACAGGUUGAUUUUUCAGCUUCACAAAGACUAAGAACUAUGGAAUCGUCCACUAACACUUUCUCACCUGCCUUGAUUGCUGCUCCAACGAAAUGUCAAGAGUUAAAGAGAACAUGUGUGAACAGGACCGUACUGAGGGAAAUGGAGGGAUUUUUAAAAACAAAUUUAUCAACACACCCAGAUUAUGCAUUUUGAAAGCACUGUGUGUGUGUUUUAAGUGUGAGUGGUACUACUGUAUUUGCCAAGAUUGAAUAACAUUCCAAUGCACCAAUAAUAUAUUGCUGUGUUUUUCUGAGAAUUUGCUACGCUUUAUGAAUGUAAUUCUUCCUGUGGAAGUAUGUGAGUGUCCGUGACUCUUGUGAAACCUGAACACUUGAGUUGAUCUGAUGCCUGUGUGUUUGUGCGUGUGUGUGCAGGGUUGUUUCUGCAUAGAAAAAUCUUGGGCAAGACUUAAUAAAAAUGUAUUGGGAUGGAAAAACAUUUUCAGUGUAAACUUAAAUGACUUAAACCAUAUAUAUAUAUAUAUAUAUGAUGAUCUUUGAGAACUAACAAUCACCCCAAAUAAAAUCUAGCCCGUUAGGGAGAAUCAAAAAUUCAAAAAAUUAUGCAUUCAGUAUUUUUGUCAUGUCAUGGGGCCCCCAAUGAGUUUGUUAUGUUUGAGUCACUCCGAUAGCAUAACAACGCAUAAACCAUGGCAAAAUGUGUAGAUUUUAUGAAAAUGUAUAUUGAAAAUUAUUCUUCUCUCACAUCAUGACAAAUGUGUAUAAUUGCAGGACAUUUUUGUUCUGCGGCCAAGAGGGCCUCUAAAAUGUUCAGUCGGCAACCUCACUAUUCACCACGCCCCCGUCACAGCCACUAUCCUAACCCUAAUUUUGAUCCAGAAAAAACCUGGUGGGUGUCUGCACGUACACUCCUGUACGUAUUUAUUUGGACGCUGAAGCUAAAACAUUUUAAUUCAGCUCUAUACUUUAGCAUUUUGGAUUUAAGAUGAAAUGUUUCAUAUGAGGCGAACAGUACAGCAAGUCAUCUUUUAUUUUCAGGUAUUUUCAUAUAUAUCUUUUACCAUUUAGAAAUGAAAGCACUUUAUGAAUCUAGUCCUCCCAUUUUAAAGGCGUCAAAUACUUUAAUCUCUAAACGAUAAAACGGAUAUGUAUGUGAAUACUCUAAAAAGGUGACAUUCUGUACCAUCUCCUCAUAUGAAACAAUUGAUCUCUGUAGAAUAGCGGACCUAGAGUAUCCAAGUGAGGUGAUGGGUGGGAAUGAGGUGAUGUAACAUUUUGUAACAUUUAUAAACCAUUGCACCUGACCUAAAUGCUGCUUUUAUUAAAGGGAAUUAUUUUGAAAAGA